UGACUUUGUGUGAGACGCAGCCGCCGCCCGCCCGCCUCUUCCUGCUCUGCGCCGCCAUCACCUGGCUCAGCUCAGCCUUUGGGGCUGAAGCGCAGAAACAUUAGUGUACUCCGAGUUCGGGCUGCCGUGGGCCUUCCCGUCCCUCGGCAGAUAAGCAUGCGUCGCAGCACAGCGCAGACGAGGCCAGGCCACGGCCACUACCUGCCGCCUGGCCAGCUCCAGCAGCAGCAGCCGUUCAGCCAACAGCAGCAGCAGCAACAGCACGCCGAGCACCAGGUCGCGCACCAUCCGCCCCCCCACCAUGCGCGCCCGGCCGUUGCCGCCGCCCCUGCCACGGGCCCUACCUCGCACCUCACCACCACCAGCUUUGCCUCCUUGCCUCUGGCGGCUGCCAGCCAGCGCUCGCUGACCGAGGUGCUGCGGUUUGAGUUCCUGACCAGCGUCCAGGAGGCCACGCUGCCGGCGGUGCUGAACGGCGGCGACGUCAUGGCGCGCGCCAAGACCGGCACCGGCAAGACGAUGGCCUUCCUCAUCCCGGCGGUGGAGGCGCUGUGCCGCGCGCCGCCGCGCUCCGGCUCCGGCAUCUCUGUCCUGGUGCUGUCGCCGACACGGGAGCUGGCCUCGCAGAUUGCUAAGGAGGCCGAGGCGCUGCUGCGCUUCCACCCCUACAAGGCCCAGGUCGUCUACGGCGGCACCAACAUCAACAGCGAGCGCAACCGCCUGGCGGGGCGGUGCGAUGUGCUGGUGGCCACCCCCGGCCGCCUGAUUGACCAUCUGGAGAACUCGGGGCUGGCGGCCACGCUGCAGGGCAUCCGCACGCUGGUGCUGGAUGAGGCCGACCAGCUGCUGGAGAUGGGCUUCAGGCCCGCCAUCGAGAAGAUCCUGAGCUUCCUGCCCAAGAGCCGCCAGACGCUGCUGUUCAGCGCCACGAUGCCGCAGGCGGUGCAGCAGGUGGCUGGGCUGGCGCUCAAGAAGCAGCACGCCUUCAUCGACACCAUCGGGGAGGAGGACUCGGCCACCAACACGCAGGCACGCCUCCCUGCCGCGCCGCGGGAGGCCCCGCGGCCGCUGCACUCCCCGCGCGUGGAGCAGAGCUACGCUCUGGUGCCCAUGGAGGACCAGUUCACCGCCAUCUUCUCGGUGCUGCGCCGCCACGCGCAGACGACGCCCGACCACAAGAUCAUCUCUGCGCGCGACAAGGCCAGCAAGGAGUUCCGCACCGCCACCUCAGCCAUCCUCUUCUCCUCAGAUGUGUCGGCGCGCGGCGUGGACUACCCCGACGUCACCAUGGUGCUGCAGGUGGGCAUCCCCAGCUCGCGGGAGCAGUACAUCCACCGCCUGGGGCGUACAGCGCGGGCGGGCCGCGCCGGCGUGGGCCUGCUCAUCCUCAUGCCAGAGGAGCAGCACUUCAUGCGCCAGCUGCGGGACCUGCCGCUGACUGCGGAGCCAGGCGUGCCCACCACGCCCCAGGACGUGGCGGCGGUGAAGGCGGGCCUGGCCCGCGUGGGCGACCGCCUGCCCGACAUGGCCUAUGCCGCCUGGCUGGGCUUCUACAACAGUGCCAAGGGCAUGGGCUGGUCUAAGCCCGAGCUGGUGCAGCAGGCCAACCGCUUCUCGGCGGUGAUGGGCCUGUCGCAGCCGCCGCCGCUGCAAAAGAAGACGAUUGGCAUGAUGGGCCUCAAGGGCGUGCCCGGCCUGCGCAUCGACGACAGCGGCGGCGGCGGCGGCGGCCGCAGCGGCGGCUGGGGCGGCGCCGGCGCGAAUGGCGGCGGCGGCCGGCAGCAGCAGGCCAGGCCGGCACAGGUGCACCAGGGGGCCAGCUACGGCAGCGUGGGCGCCAACGGCGAGGGCGGCGCCGGGCGCAAGCGGGGCCGUGGAAACGGUGGCGGGCGCGGCGGCGGCGGCGGCGGUGGCGGCGGCAGAGGCCGCGGCCCGCCUCCCGGCGCUUCCAACUACUGA
Chlorella variabilis is the source of this 1959-nucleotide messenger RNA. RefSeq lists its product as hypothetical. The record is from RefSeq and is a predicted model, not a curated record. The coding region runs from base 157 to 1959 and encodes 600 amino acids. Lineage: Eukaryota; Viridiplantae; Chlorophyta; Trebouxiophyceae; Chlorellales; Chlorellaceae. The transcript is spliced from 15 exons. Gene Ontology annotation, molecular function: nucleic acid binding; ATP binding.